Messenger RNA from [Torrubiella] hemipterigena, 534 nucleotides. NCBI's taxonomy places the organism in Eukaryota, Fungi, Ascomycota, Sordariomycetes, Hypocreales, Clavicipitaceae. The record is from the annotation of a GenBank genome assembly.
AUGAAGUUCUCUGCUGCCCUUUUCUUCGCCUCUGUGGCCUCUGCCUCUGUCCUCGGCCAACGUGCCGAAUGUCUCAGCGGUCAGGACAUCUGCGACGUUUUCGACUACAACGCUCCCCAGUGCUGUGAGGGCACUUACUGCCGAAACAUGGGCGGCGGCGACGACUUCACCAAGGGCUCGUACAUCAAGCUCUCCAAGGUGGUCAAGAAGCAGGAGCAGUGCCAUGCCAAGGACGUACGUUGCGAUUACUUCUUCCAGGACUGCUGCGCCCCCACGUUUGCCUUCCCAACCGCAAGUGCGGACCCUCGCCUUUCAAGCGCGACGAAACUGGUGUCGCACUUCUCGGUAAGUGCUAAACGAUGUUUAGCUUUGUAUCAUCUUUGGGUGCUUCACAACUUGUUACCUACUGGUCAUCUAGGGCCUUGCAACCCCUCGGGUGACAACGAGUGCUGCAAUCCUCACGAAACUUACUGUGCGGUCACUCCUAGCAAGGACGGUGAAAUCCAUGGAACUUGCACCUCUAGCAUUUUCUAA